Messenger RNA from Equus quagga, 5039 nucleotides. It is a transcript of the gene COL4A6, whose product is annotated as collagen type IV alpha 6 chain. Bases 231 to 3656 code for a protein of 1141 amino acids. Gene Ontology annotation, molecular function: extracellular matrix structural constituent. NCBI's taxonomy places the organism in Eukaryota, Metazoa, Chordata, Mammalia, Perissodactyla, Equidae. Gene Ontology annotation, cellular component: collagen trimer; basement membrane. The transcript has 31 exons. The record is from RefSeq and is a predicted model, not a curated record.
UAUCUUUUGAGUGCGGCAAGUUGUAGCGGGCACCGCUGAGCGUGUUUCCCUUUGGGGCACUUCUUAUCUAGGAGCUGAGUUUAGUUUCUUCCGAAGUGAGCCACUUCGCCCCCCUACCCCGUCCUCCUGAAUAAGGAAGCAGCCGCCAAGCAUCAGCGGAGCCCUUAUGAGCCGGGGCCGCCGAGCCGCUUAGCAGUCUCCCAGGACCCAGCUCCGGAGGAGCCGCAAGCAUGCACCCUGGGUUGUGGCUGCUGCUUGUUACGUUGUGCCUGACAGAGGAACUGGCAGGAGCGGGAGAGAAGAAAUCCUAUGGAAAGCUAUGCGGGGGCCAAGACUGCAGUGGAGGCUGUAAAUGCUUUCCUGAGAAAGGAGCAAGAGGGCGACCAGGACCAAUUGGAAUUCAAGGCCCAACAGGUCCUCAAGGAUUUGCUGGCCCGAGUGGUUUAUCAGGGUUGAAAGGAGAAAGGGGCUCCCCAGGCCCUCUGGGACCAUACGGACCAAAAGGAGAUAAGGGUCCCAUGGGAGUUCCUGGCUUUCUUGGGAUCAAUGGGAUUCCGGGCCACCCCGGACAGCCAGGGCCCAGAGGCCCACCUGGCCUGGAUGGCUGUAAUGGAACUCAAGGAGCUGUUGGAUUUCCAGGCCCUGAUGGCUAUCCUGGGCUUCUCGGACCACCGGGCCUUCCUGGUCAGAAGGGCUCUAAAGGUGAACCUGUCUUUGCCCAAGGUAGUUUCAAAGGAAUGAAGGGGGAUCCUGGACUGCCCGGACUGGAUGGAGUCACUGGGCCACAAGGAGCACCCGGAUCUCCAGGAGCUGUAGGACCCAUAGGACCACCAGGAGCACAAGGUCCUCCAGGCCCCCCUGGUUUCCCUGGUCCUGAUGGGAAUAUGGGGUUAGGUUUCCAAGGAGAGAAAGGAGCCAAGGGGGAUGUUGGCCUCCCUGGCCCUGCAGGACCCCCACCAUCUACUGGAGAACUGGAAUUUAUGGGGUUUCCCAAGGGGAAGAAAGGAUCCAAGGGUGAACCAGGGCUUCAAGGUUUCCCAGGAACAGCCGGCCUUCCAGGUCUCCCGCUGUCCUGUGUUCUCUCCUGUGCUGAUUCAGGACAUCCUGGAAAGAAAGGUCCAAGGGGCGAGACAGGUCCCCCUGCAUCAGCUGGAAAGAGAGGUCUCCCUGGGCUGAAAGGCUUUCCUGGAGCUCCAGGGCUAAUUGGCUUCCUGGGGAACUCAGGCUUGCCAGGGGUCACUGGGUUGCCAGGCCUGCCAGGUCUGAAGGGUGGGAAAGGGUCUGUUGGACUGAUAGGUUUUCCAGGGAUGCCAGGUCUCCCUGGUAUUCCUGGUGCAAGUGGAUUAAAGGGAGUUCCUGGGUCACCAGGAAGAGUGGGACCAUCUGGACGGACUGGUAGCCCUGGUGAGAAAGGAGACAGAGGCGACCCAGGGCCCGUUGGACUACCCAGUCCAAGACUUCCAAUGCUGAACCUCCAAUUCAAAGGAGACAAAGGCUCUCGGGGCUCAGCUGGAUCCAACGGAUUUCCUGGGCCCAGAGGUGACAAAGGAGUAGCUGGCCGUCCUGGGCCACCAGGCUUACCUGGACCUCCUGGCUUCCCCAGCACCAUCAAGGGACUUAUUGGGAGACCAGGCCUCCCUGGUCCCACAGGACUACGGGGCUUACCUGGCCUGAAGGGGUCCCCUGGAAUCACAGGUUUCCCAGGCAUACCCGGAGAAAGUGGUUCACAGGGUCUCAAUGGAGCGCCCGGGCUCCCAGGAGCAUCUGGUCUACCAGGUUCAAAAGGAGAUCACGGCCAGACACUCGGAAUUUCCGGUACCCCAGGACCCAAGGGACAACCUGGGGAGACUGGUUUUGAAGGUGUGAAAGGAAAAGCUGGACUAGUGGGUGAUGUGGGCUUCCCAGGAAACAAAGGUGAAGAUGGGAAAGUUGGUCUUUCUGGAGAUGUUGGCCUUCCUGGCUCCCCAGGACUCCCCGGGAUUGCAGGCAUGAGAGGAAAUCCAGGGCUUCCGGGUACUCCAGGCCAUCCAGGGGCAACUGGGCCCCUGGGACCUCCUGGCCUAGUAGGAAUCAAAGGUUUCCCUGGACUUCCUGGUUUACAUGGACUGAAUGGGCUUCCAGGAACAAAGGGGACCCAUGGAACUCCAGGACCUAGUAUAACUGGUGUGCCUGGGCCAGCUGGCCUGCCUGGUCCCAAAGGGGAAAAAGGUCCUCCAGGAAUCAGCAUGGGAGCCCCAGGGAAGCCAGGCAUGAAAGGACAAAAAGGUGACCGAGGUUUCCCAGGUCUCCAGGGCUCUGCUGGUCUCCCUGGGGCCCCAGGCCUCUCCUUGCCCUCAGUCAUAGCAGGACAGCCUGGCGACCCUGGGCGACCAGGCCUAGAUGGAGAACGAGGCCGACCAGGCCCCCAGGGGCCCCGAGGUCCCCCUGGGCCAUCCUCUGAUCAAGGCGACCCGGGAGACCCUGGCUUCCCUGGAAUUCCGGGCCCUCAAGGGCCCAAGGGAGACCAAGGAAUUCCAGGUUUCUCUGGCCUCCCUGGAGAGCUAGGACUGAAAGGCAUGAGAGGUGAGCCUGGCUUCAUGGGGACUCCAGGCAAGGUUGGGCCACCUGGAGACCCAGGAUUUCCCGGGAUGAAGGGGAAGACAGGGCCAAGAGGCCUUUCCGGCCCCCGAGGUGCUCCUGGACAAACACCAAUUGCAGAAGCCAUCCAGGUUCCUCCCGGGCCCAUGGGUCUACCGGGCAUUGAUGGCAUCCCUGGCCUCACAGGGGACCCUGGGCUUCAAGGCCCUGUAGGUCUACAAGGCUCUAAAGGUUUACCUGGAAUCCCUGGCAAAGAUGGCCCCAGCGGACUCCCCGGCCCUCCUGGGGCUCUUGGUGACCCUGGUCUCCCUGGACUGCAAGGCCCUCCAGGAUUUGAAGGAGCUCCAGGGAAGCAGGGCCCCUUCGGGAGGGCUGGAAUGCCUGGGCAGAGCGUGAGAGUGGGCUACACCUUGGUGAAGCACAGCCAGUCGGAACAGGUGCCCCUGUGCCCCAUCGGGAUGAGCCAGCUGUGGGUGGGUUACAGCUUGCUGUUCGUGGAGGGGCAGGAGAAAGCCCACAACCAGGACCUGGGGUUUGCUGGCUCCUGUCUUCCCCGCUUUAGCACCAUGCCCUUCAUCUACUGCAACAUCAAUGAAGUGUGCCACUAUGCUGGACGCAACGAUAAAUCCUACUGGCUCUCCACCACCGCCCCCAUCCCCAUGAUGCCUGUCGGCCAGACCCAGAUUCCCCAGUACAUCAGCCGCUGCUCUGUGUGUGAGGCUCCCUCACAAGCCAUUGCUGUGCACAGUCAGGACAUCACCAUCCCACGGUGCCCCCUGGGUUGGCGCAGCCUCUGGAUCGGGUACUCCUUCCUCAUGCACACUGCCGCUGGCGCCGAGGGCGGAGGCCAGUCCCUGGUCUCACCUGGCUCCUGCCUAGAGGAUUUUCGGGCCACUCCUUUCAUCGAGUGCAGUGGUGCCCGAGGCACCUGCCACUACUUUGCCAACAAGUACAGUUUCUGGCUGACAACAGUGGAGGAGAGGCAGCAGUUUAGGGAGGAGCCUGUAUCCGAAACGCUAAAAGCCGGGCAGCUCCACACCCGGGUCAGCCGCUGCCAGGUGUGUAUGAAAAGCCUGUAGGGUGGCACCUGCCACUCUGCCCCUUGCCCUCCCCUCCCUCGCACAACCGUCACCUCACAAAGCCGAACGGUCUGAAGAAGGAAGGCCUAAGCCCUUUUUCCCAUCUGCCAAAUUGAACAUUGGAGUCUCAUUGGGGCUGGACUACUGGACACUGGUCACCCCAACCCUCAGGCCCAAUGGGUGAGCCCACCCUGCUGAGAUCUGUUGUCUCAUUUCAGUCAACCUGGUGCUACUAUUUGAUUUGGAUGUUUGCAUGACUAUUCAUGGCUACCUCAGAAAGACCUGCUGGGCCACCACAUUCUUAGACCACUAGUUUUCCUGUUUUGAUCAGCAAGCUCUUCAUAAUAGCGGAUAAGUCAUUUCUUUAUGUCUGGAGGUCACCACACAUUAUUUGGCUUAUACCAGAACCCAGUGUUUCCACAUUAAAAAAAACAUCUCUGGCUAAACAUUCUUAGAUAGCUCAAGCCUGCAGAGGGCAAGCUGUCACUCUUCAAGGGGUGCACUGUGUCUGGACAGGCAGCAGAGCCACAGUAAGGUGCCAGCCAGUAGUCAGGGGUGAGCUUUGACUCCUUCAAGAGUGAGCACAACUGGGCCCCCUAUUGCUUAGGAAGGUUGAAAGCCAGCAGCUGAGAGGGCUCAUUAACUUCAUAGGGUCCUAGACAAAUCACUCUCUCCUUGCUGGCUCCCUCCUCAGCCAGAGGCAGGCUACUUGCCCUGGUCCAGAGUAGAACAGAGGAUGCACCAAAUGUGGCCAGGCCCACAAAGGGAAAUGAGAACUGUAGCCCUUUCUCCCAGGCCGGGGGUAGAGGGGUGGAUGGAUAAGGAGGUGUGAAUUUUGCUUUUGACUCCAGGAACAAAAAGGUAAAUCCCUUGUCCCAAUUUCUCAGAAGUCCCUGUUUAUUCCAAACACCAUCCAGAUGUGUGUGAUGUGGCAAAUGGAAGCCGCAGUGUGUUGGUUCCUUUGCGUUUUGAGGCUGUUAGACUUUCCACUAAAAUAUCCAUCCAAUUGCUCUUUCGCAGGUAGCCUGUUAAACUAUUUUAAUACAUUUGUUUAAACCUCAUAAAAAUCUAGCACACACCUCUCUUUAGCAGUUAGCAGACCUAAAGCAAGCUUGAGUUGACUUUAAAAUGUAUUGUAUUCUAUUUGGGGGGGAUUUGUUUUAACCAUUUCCUUUAAUUAUCGAUUUCCCAGAACACUUAGCUUUGUUGACAUGAGGCAAUUCCUUCCAAGUGAUUCUGUUUCCUUAAAUAUUAUGUAAACUGUGCCAACACAGAAAAAGCAUAAUCAGUAUAAUCUGAAUUAUUGUUACCUUCACCUCCUUAUCUGAGUAAUAAGCAUGGUGUCAGCUUUGUACAUCGCAAAUAAAAGAAAUUAAAUAUGAA